AUGUCCGCCUCAUACCUCGACCGCGCCCGCCUCAAACGCUCCAUUCAGGUCUCUCUGAUCCCCCCAGAAUGGCGUCUGGAGUCGAUCCCUUCAGUUGAUGCCGUUCCGGAUGCAGAGGCUUAUAUCCGAAGCAGCAGCAACAAGUUACUGACGCCGCAAGAACUUGCCAUCACCGAGAUCUCUGAUGUCAAUAUACUACUCGGUAAACUAGCGAGACGCGAGCUAUCGUCUCUCGAAGUCACCAAGGCCUUUGCAAAAAGAGCCGCAUUACUUCACCAGUUGACCACAUGUUGUACAGAGAUCUUCUUUGAAGAUGCUUUUGCUCGUGCGAAGCUACUGGAUGACCAUCUGCAGCGCACUGGCAGGACAGUGGGACCGUUGCAUGGCUUGCCAGUUUCCAUCAAGGACUUGUUCGGUGUAGAAGGUGUAGACACCUGCAUUGCCAUGACAUUGCGCCGAUUGGGCGCUGUUUUAUAUGUCAAAACUAACGUUCCACAAUCAAUGAUGAUGUCCGACUCGUACAACCACGUGUUUGGCCAGUGUGUCUCAUCACUAAAUCGCAACUUCAUUUCCGGCGGCAGUUCAGGUGGAGAGAGCUCGCUUGUCAGUGGUAAAGGCAGUAUACUCGGCAUUGGAACUGAUAUUGGCGGCUCCAUCCGCAUCCCAGCUAAUCUAUGUGGAUUAUAUGGACUAUCGCCGAGCACAGGCAGACAGCCGUACGAGCGCAAUGGGCCCCGACAAGAUAUUAUACGCUCCGUUGCCGGUCCCAUGUCGAGAAAUUUGGCGACCGUGGAAAAAUACAUGGAGGCGUUGCCUGCAGCGAAACCGUGGGAGAUUGAUCCCCAUGUCACCCCAAUUCCAUGGAGAACAGAGCUUUGCACGACAACCAAACGCCUGAAAAUUGGUUAUAUCAUUGAUGACGGGGUUGUCAAGGUGCAGCCCCCGGUUGCUCGAGCUGUAAGAGAAGUUGUUGAUGCGCUGAAAGCUGCUGGUCACGAGGUGGUUGAGUGGGACGCUUCCACACAUUCGCAUGCCUAUGAUAUCUGGGAAAAAGCGAUUCUAGCCGACGGCGGCCAAGGAUGCCAAAGACUCUGCGACCUUAGCGGAGAGCCCCUGAUCGAGGGUAUGCUCGUGGGCAAACCAGAAAACCUACUGACUACGGCACAAACGCAUCAGCUCAACUCGGAUAAAUAUGCAUACGAAAUUGAUUAUCUCCGCCGCUGGACAGCUUCUAAACUGGAUGCCAUUAUCAUGCCUAUCACGCCCUGGGUGAGCUAUCAGCCGGGGACGUGGGUGAAGAGUCACCAAUAUGUGGGAUACACGUCAAUAUGGAAUCUGGUAGACUAUCCGUCUCUUGCCAUUCCGGUAACAAAAGCAGACAAGCAAAAAGAUGGUCGAGGCAGUCAAGAUUGGCGAGAUCAUCGACCACGGAAUAAGAGUGACGAAUUCAACCAUAAGCAAUUUGAUAUUGAUCUCGUGCACGGAAUGCCUGUUGGUGUACAGAUUGUGACUCCGAAAUUACAGGAAGAGAAAUGUAUUGCUGUGGCAAAGGUGGUGGAGCAAAGCCUUCGUCUUGCAAAUGCCGCGUCCUCGAGACUGUAA
Messenger RNA from Talaromyces atroroseus, 1602 nucleotides. RefSeq lists its product as hypothetical. The coding region runs from base 1 to 1602 and encodes 533 amino acids. Lineage: Eukaryota; Fungi; Ascomycota; Eurotiomycetes; Eurotiales; Trichocomaceae. The transcript is spliced from 7 exons. The record is from RefSeq and is a predicted model, not a curated record.